Molecule: messenger RNA, 1131 nt
Organism: Uncinocarpus reesii 1704
Lineage: Eukaryota; Fungi; Ascomycota; Eurotiomycetes; Onygenales; Onygenaceae
Exons: 5
Coding region: 1-1131 (376 amino acids)
Biological process (GO): protein lipidation; autophagy of mitochondrion; protein localization to phagophore assembly site
Cellular component (GO): extrinsic component of membrane; phagophore assembly site membrane; cytosol
Molecular function (GO): phosphatidylinositol-3-phosphate binding; phosphatidylinositol-3,5-bisphosphate binding; protein binding
Source: RefSeq, a predicted model, not a curated record
AUGGAUACGAGACAAGUUAUAGAUACGUCCGCGGGACCAGUAGCUCUAUCUACCACUUUCAAUAAUGACGGCAGCUGCUUUUCUGUUGGCUUAGAUUCGGGUUUCUGCGUGUUCAAUUCCGACCCGUGCGAACUUAAGGUAUCGAGGAAUUUCAAUGCCGGAAUCGGAGUUGUGGAAAUGCUGGGUCAAUCCAACUACCUGGCGCUUGUGGGAGGCGGACGUAGGCCCAAAUUCCCCCAAAACAAGUUGAUUAUCUGGGACGACGCAAAGCAGAAAGCCGUGAUCACACUUGAAUUUCGCACGUCCGUCUUACGAGUCCGCCUCACCAAGUCACGCAUUGUUGUUGCAUUGCACAACAGUAUCCAUAUUUUUGCAUUUUCCGUUCCACCGCGAAAACUGUCGGUUUUCGAAACAGUGGACAACCCCCUUGGCUUAUUGUGCUUAGGCCGGCGAUUGCUGGCGUUCGCUGGUCGGUCUCCUGGGCAAGUCCAAGUGGUGGAACUGGAAACCGGAAAUGUUAGCAUUAUUCCGGCACACAGUUCGCCUUUAAGAGCUUUGACGCUUAGUUCCGAUGAAGCCUUAUUAGCGACAGCGAGUGAAAUGGGAACCCUCAUCCGUGUAUUUGCCAGUAGUAAUUGCGCUAAAGUUGCGGAAUUGCGGAGAGGAGUUGACCAUGCGGACAUAUUCUCAUUGGCCAUAUCGCCAUCCAACACGCUUCUCGCUGUUACGUCGGACAAAUCUACUUUACAUAUUUUCGAUCUCCCUCAUGCAUGCAAUUCUAUCCCAAACUACCAGCCACCACCCGCCACGGGAGAAGAAGGGCUUUAUCAAAAAUGGGGAUUUCUAGGGAAAAUACCACUCCUUCCACGACUAUUUUCCGACGUAUAUUCAUUCGCCAGUGCCCCUUUCGAGAUCAGUGAUGAUGCUCCUCCAGGCGCGACCUAUGUUCCGCAAUUGGGUUCCUCUUCUUGCCGACCACCCAAAGGGCUUAUUGGCUGGACCAGCGAUGACACGCUCCUGCUAAUAGGUGCGGGGAAAGACGGAAGAUGGGAGAAGUUCGCGAUCCAAGAAGGUCAAGAUGGAAAACGUGUCUGUACUAGAACCGGGUGGAAGCGAUAUUUAGGGAGCUGA